UCUCUCACUUCUUUCCUUUGCUAAGGCGUCUGGUGUUUUAUAAUGCCUGAGCCGGCAAAAUCCGCUCCCGCGCCCAAGAAGGGCUCGAAAAAGGCUGUUACCAAAGCCCAGAAGAAGGACGGCAAGAAGCGCAAGCGCAGCCGCAAGGAGAGUUACUCCAUCUACGUGUACAAGGUGCUCAAGCAGGUGCACCCGGACACCGGCAUCUCCUCCAAGGCCAUGGGCAUCAUGAACUCCUUCGUCAACGACAUCUUCGAGCGCAUCGCCGGCGAGGCCUCCCGCCUGGCGCAUUAUAACAAGCGCUCCACCAUCACGUCGCGGGAGAUCCAGACGGCCGUGCGCCUGCUGCUGCCCGGCGAGCUGGCCAAGCACGCCGUGUCCGAGGGCACCAAGGCGGUCACCAAGUACACCAGCUCCAAGUGAGUCCCUGCCGGGACACGGCGCUCGCAUGAGUCGCCGGCCGCUUGACUCCAAAGGCUCUUUUCAGAGCCACCCACCUAAUCACCAGAAAAGAGCUUUGUUCACUUAUUUUUCCUCACUUGCUCUCUCAAAGUAAGUUAUUCUACUUGUGAA
Molecule: messenger RNA, 573 nt
Organism: Lutra lutra (Eurasian river otter)
Lineage: Eukaryota; Metazoa; Chordata; Mammalia; Carnivora; Mustelidae
Product: histone H2B type 2-E
Exons: 1
Coding region: 43-423 (126 amino acids)
Cellular component (GO): nucleosome
Molecular function (GO): structural constituent of chromatin; DNA binding; protein heterodimerization activity
Source: RefSeq, a predicted model, not a curated record